AGACGUGUGGCUCAGUGAGAAGUGAGAAGGCCUCAAGUUGGCUAUGGCAACUUGGGCGGGGGUGGAGCGAGUGAAGAAGAUCUUCAAGGAUGCAGACACUGAUUGCAACGGCUCUCUGAGCAAAGAUGAGCUGAAGGCCGUCUUUCAGAAGGUGUCCGACUGGGAUGACGAGACCAUCGACGCGCUGAUCGCGCAGUGCGACUACAACAAGGAUGGGUCCUUGCAGAUCAGGGAGUUUGUAGACUUUGUGUUCCGCGGCAUCAAGCGCGAGCGACAAGCCAAAGACGACAAGAUCAACCUGGUGAGGCUCAUGGCGAUGCACUCGGCCUACUACGACGACCUGAAAGACCGAGUCCACAACUACUUGCAGGACCAUGGCAUCAAUCCCAUUGACUUCAACUGGGAAGAUGAGUGGCCGGACGCCCUCCCCUUCUGCCAGGAGAAUCAUGUGGAUAUCUUGAGCCUCGAAGUGGGUGUGCUCCGUAUGGCCUGUGACAAGCCGGAGCUGUGGUAUCAGCGAGACAAAUGGGUGGAGGACCAGGACAUCCCCGAGGAUCGGCUCUUCGAAGUGAUGCCUUGGGUGAAGGAAAUCAUCGACAAGAGCAAGAACCCUGCAAUCGCGUUGCAGAUCAUUUGGAAGCCAGCUGGCUCGCCAGAAGCCGGCGUUUCCCGCAUGCACGAGUCCUUACGCCAGACGCAUCAGGGAAUCAAGGAGAAACUGAAGAACACGGAGGAGCGUUUCGCGGCUGCAGAGCGGUUCAAGGAGCGGUAUUCCUCUAUGCAGGCUUUGAUCGAGGCGUCCGAGGCGGCGCAAAAGGAUGCGAAAGCAAAAGACAUCGCGGCCUUCAAGCCGCUCUUCGAGCAAAUCGCCCAAAGCGGCAAGUGGGAAGAGGCCAAGGCGCAGAAGGUGCUGGACCACAUGGUCCGCGGUAACCUCUACACUGAGACUUGGUACAUCGAGGAGUUUACGGAGGGCUCGGUGCAAAAGAGCCUGGAGAAAAUCGGCGUGGAAAUGUUCGAGGAGGAGGAGAUGCGAGUCCUCACGGAUUUCGCCUUUGAGCACAACGAGCUGGCAAAAACUGUUCGGAUGCUGGCGAAGAAGACGGGCUGGGACCUGAAAGACCAGCAGCAGGUGGUGCACAAGCUCCGGCGCGUGGGCUGCGUGCACCCGCGGCCCCUGCAGGUGGCCAUCAAGAACGGGACGCUGAACAAGAGUCUCUCAAAGGCGAAGUUCCUGCCCUUCGGCGACGCAUCCAUGGAGAUCCUCGAAGGUUGGGCUGUGCUCUACGCUGCAAGCACAAGGUACUGAGGUCCUGAGGUCCACGAUUGGUCCACACGCUUCCGCUCGUGCCAAGCUUGCGCACCUAGAUGUAAUUAAUUGGGGUUGAACAAGCUUGUUGUAUGCGUGCUUGUAUUUCAGGAGCAUUUCCUACACCAAGCC
Effrenium voratum is the source of this 1441-nucleotide messenger RNA. The record is from the annotation of a GenBank genome assembly. Lineage: Eukaryota; Dinophyceae; Suessiales; Symbiodiniaceae.